AUGAGCUCCUCUCGGGCACCCGGGAUGGGGCGUGUGGGAGGGCACGGGCUAAUGGCAUUGCUGCUGGCCAGUCUCAUUCUACCAGGAACCUUGGCUAAGAGCAUUGGGACCCUCUCAGACCCCUGUAAGGACCCCACGAGGAUCACCUCCCCCAACGACCCUUGUCUCCUUGGAAAGACUGGUUCCAAGAGCAUCAUCAGCGGCCAAGGUGGAUCCAGCAGCUCCCAGGGAAGUUCUUUAGGAUCUGUGAUAUUCAAACCAGGAACAGGGUCGUCCCAGAUCAGCUAUUCCUCUGGGUCUGGCUCCUCCCAGUCGGGAAGCAGUGGCUCUCAGUCAGGAAACAGCGGAUCGCAGUCAGGAAGCAGCAACUCCCAGUCGGGAAGCAGCAGUUCUCAGACCGGAAGCAGCAGUUCCCGAUGGGUAAGCAGCAGUUCCCACAGCAGCAGCUCUCAAUCCGGAAGCUCAGGAAGCAGCCGGGAGGGACCAGGACAUGGCUCUGCUCUACCGACCGAUGACAAAUCUUCCAGCCAGCCAUCAGGCACCUUCCAGUCUGGAGGCUCUUACACUUCCCACAGCUCUGUGGUGUCUAGCAGCAUCUCCAACCAGAGGCCCUGUAGCUCCAACGUGCCCGACUCUCCCUGCAGUGGGGGGCCUGUCAUCACGCACUCCGGGCCCUACAUCUCCAACUCCCACACCGUAUCCGGCGGGCAGAGGCCUGUAGUGGUAGUGGUGGAGCAACACGGCUCGGGUGGCCCUGGAGGGUUCCAAGGCAUGCCCUGCAGCAACGGUGGCCCCGCAGGCAAGCCCUGUCCUCCCAUCACCUCUGUCCAGAAACCCUACGGCGGCUACGAGGUGGUGGGGGGCUCUGCCAACAGCUACCUGGCCCCAGGCAUGACCUACAGUGGGGGUAAAAUCUACCCCGUGGGCUACUUCACCAAGGACAACCCUGUCAGGGGCUCGCCAGGGGCCCCCUCCUUUGCAGCUGGGCCCCCAGUCUCUGAGGGGAAGUACUUCUCCAGCAACCCCAUCAUCCCCAGCUACAGCUCCUCCAGUUCCAACAUCUACCCAUCCUCGGGCGUCGUGUUCCAGCCCGUGGGCACCGGCGGGGUCCAGCCCUGUGGCAUGGGUUCUAAGGGGCCUUGCUCUGGUACGAGAAUCCAGAUCACCUCCGGCAGCUCCAGCACCUCCUACCAACCCUGCGGCGGUGCUUCCCAGGGGCCCUGCUCCCCACCAGGCACCGGCUCCAUCGGCGGGGGAAGCUCCUCCCUCUCCACCGGCAAAAUCGUCCUCCAGCCCUGCGGCAGCAAGUCUAGCUCUCCCGGCUACCCCUGCCUUUCUGUUUCCUCCUCCACGCUGAAUGGAGGUCUGAAUGGCUCUCCUCAGCUGGUCCCCUCCGUGGUGGCCAAGCCCUGUGGCCUCAACAGCCCUGGAAGGGUGCCCUGCCGUUCCAUCCGGGACAUUCUGGCCCAAGUGAAGCCUCUGGGGCCCCAGUUAGCAGAUCCUGAAGUUUUUCUGCCGCAGGGAGAACCGCUUGACAAGCCUUAAGUCACACACACGCCAGCCGCCGUCUCCCGGCUGGAAGAUGCUCAGCGGCCCCAGUCACCUUUGUUCGGUGCCGGCAAUGGUGAACUCCAUCCCUUUCCUCCUCUCCUGUGGUGCCCUGUCUGCCUGAUGGGAAGUCCUUGAAACACUCCUCAACCUCGGAUUCCUGGACAAGUCAAUCGUGCCUCUGCCCAUCUUCCAAAUAAGGCGAAAUCCAAUCCAUCACCGCACACUUCUCACUGACCCAUCCAUCCAUCCAUCCAUCAUGACUCCCCACACCCUACCAGAUCCAUUCCCAACACACCCGUGCCUCCCCCGCUCUCCACGUCAGCCCUUGCCUGGUGACCACUUCACCCAAAGCACAGAUGUUAUGCUGUGUGUGUGGACGGACACAGGGCAUCCGCAGAGUCUGGCACAGACUCCUGGCUCUCGGGAUCCUGGACAGGGUUCAAUAAACUUUGUGAACUUUGUGCA
This is a messenger RNA of Peromyscus californicus insignis, 2016 nucleotides long. It is a transcript of the gene Cdsn, whose product is annotated as corneodesmosin. Gene Ontology annotation, molecular function: protein homodimerization activity. The transcript has 2 exons. The record is from RefSeq and is a predicted model, not a curated record. Gene Ontology annotation, biological process: skin morphogenesis; cell-cell adhesion. The coding region runs from base 1 to 1545 and encodes 514 amino acids. Lineage: Eukaryota; Metazoa; Chordata; Mammalia; Rodentia; Cricetidae.